UUUGCUUCAGCCACAGAGUUGGACAAGAACUUUAAUAUAAACACAUCUACCUACAAAGGGAUACACUUUGGAGGAUCAUCAACAACUAUCUGUCCACUACACAAUCUAGAAGAACAUCAGCUUGCUUGAAAAGAGAAAACUGUAACCAUGGCACCCAUUCUACUGAACUGCUUGAGCAAUGAGCAUGAGGAUUAUAUCAAACCUCAGGUUCAUGUGAAGAAUCCACACUUGGACUCCAUGGAGGAGGAUAUCCUCUACCACUUCAACCUGGGAACUAAGACCCACAACCUGCCAGAGAUGUUCGGGGAUAUCAAGUUUGUGUGCGUUGGAGGAAGCGCCAACCGCAUGAGGGCUUUUGCCAAGUUCAUGCACCAGGAGCUGGGCCUGCCCGGAAACACAGACGAGAUCACCGAUAUCUGUGAGGGGACGGACCGUUACUCCAUGUACAAAGUGGGACCCGUACUCUCUAUCAGUCAUGGCAUGGGCGUGCCCUCCAUCUCCAUCAUGCUCCAUGAGCUGAUCAAGCUGCUGCACCACUCAGAGUGCCACGACGUCACCAUCUUCCGCAUCGGCACCUCCGGUGGAGUCGGUCUUGCCCCAGGCACGGUGGUGAUCACAGACAAGGCAGUGGACUGCUUCUUCAGGCCCCAGUACGAGCAGGUGGUGCUGGGGAAGGUUAUCGUGAGGAGCACUGAGCUGGAUGGAGACCUGGCUGACGAACUGAUCCAGUAUGCCGGAGAGAUGUCCGAACUGCCCACAGUCAUCGGCAACACCAUGUGCACCCACGACUUCUAUGAAGGUCAAGGUAGGCUGGACGGUGCACUGUGCUCCUUCUCCACAGAGGAGAAACUGGAAUACCUGAGGAAAGCCUACGACUCCGGCGUCAGAAACAUCGAAAUGGAGUCCACAGUGUUUGCUGCCAUGUGCCGCGUGUGCAACCUCAAAGCUGCUGUGGUGUGUGUGACUUUGCUGAACCGCUUUGACGGAGACCAGAUCUCCACGCCCCACGAGGUGCUGGUAGAGUACCAGCAGAGACCUCAGUGCCUGGUGGCCCAGUUCAUCAAGAAACGCCUGGGGCUCAUCAUCUGAAAAAACACAGUCUGGCCCACCUACGCCAAGGCCAUGGCUGUCGUCCUGUGCAUAUAUGUACAUACAUGUUAAUAGUAUUGCGGUUAUUUAAAGAGGGUUACUGUUUAAACACUUUGUCAAGGAGAAAGGAAGGUGCUUUUUGGACUGGAGAGGAGAGUAUAUGAGAGACAGACGACUAUUCCACUUUCUUUACCUCACUUGUGCACUUUCCCAACAGUGCACUCUCAAAUAGGCUUUUCAGACUAUCUCAUCUGUUCAUUUUAUUAAUGCAAUGUUCCUUCAGUUAAUGUGGCCCAACGUACAUUCAGUAUAUAGUGUGAGGGUGUGUUGCAAUGUCUGUUAUUGAGGAAUACUCAACAGUGGGUUGGGGGUCGAUUGGACCAUGAGUGUGCUAUAGGUCAUGUGAUGACAUAAACAGGCCGUAUAGGAGUCUGUAAAGUAGCGCACGUACGUGUAGUUCGUGGAGGCAUAUGUUAUGUAUUGCAUAGUCUGAAUCUCUUGAGACUCGUAGAACUACAGUAGUUGAGCCCUUUUUUCCAAUAUUGAUCAAUCACAUAAACAACCUUGUUAAACGGUUAUAAAAAUGUGUAUAGUGUGAAUUUUGUGUAUGUUGUGUUUUGCUAGCAGUUGUAUAGGGUGCAAAUGUAUAUUUUUUUCAUUGAUUUGAUGUGUAAAUUAAAUAUGAGCUGUGCAUUGUGUUUUUACUGUGCAAUUUAUAUCUAUUAAAAACCUUUACAAACUUAAACAAA
Molecule: messenger RNA, 1838 nt
Organism: Engraulis encrasicolus (European anchovy)
Lineage: Eukaryota; Metazoa; Chordata; Actinopteri; Clupeiformes; Engraulidae
Gene: upp2
Product: uridine phosphorylase 2
Exons: 8
Coding region: 148-1089 (313 amino acids)
Biological process (GO): uridine catabolic process; nucleotide catabolic process
Cellular component (GO): cytoplasm; cytosol
Molecular function (GO): uridine phosphorylase activity
Source: RefSeq, a predicted model, not a curated record